AUGGAUUUUUACAGGAUUAUAGAGAUCGGUCGGUUGCAGUUCGAUUGGGCCCUGAUCACGGAUAUGAUAGAGCGGUGGCGACCGGAGAUACACACAUUUCAUCUACACAUCGGCGAGGCUACCAUCACGCUAGAGGACGUGAAAGUUCUUUUCGGGUUGCCCGUUAAUGGUAUACCUAGGCUCACUAGUUUCCAGCAUUUGGAGUCGACUGCGUUGAGUGGGGCCAGUCGAUUGCAGCUGACGCCUAUUAGGCAACAUCUGGUGACGCUGCACGCAGAGAUUACUAAUGACUCACCGCUAGAGGAUAUCCACCGGCAGACAAGGCUGUUGCUGCGGAUGAUGUUUGGUGGUAUACUGUUCCCGAACAUUUUAGGAAACCUAGUCAGCUUGCGAUUUCUAUAUCAUCCAGAACGGUUAGAUGAUUUACCUGGUUACAUCUGGGUGGAGCUGUUCUAG
Nicotiana tabacum (common tobacco) is the source of this 456-nucleotide messenger RNA. The record is from RefSeq and is a predicted model, not a curated record. Lineage: Eukaryota; Viridiplantae; Streptophyta; Magnoliopsida; Solanales; Solanaceae.